Molecule: messenger RNA, 2688 nt
Organism: Plodia interpunctella (Indianmeal moth)
Lineage: Eukaryota; Metazoa; Arthropoda; Insecta; Lepidoptera; Pyralidae
Gene: Naxd
Product: NAD(P)HX dehydratase
Exons: 2
Coding region: 1384-2343 (319 amino acids)
Biological process (GO): metabolite repair
Molecular function (GO): ATP-dependent NAD(P)H-hydrate dehydratase activity
Source: RefSeq, a predicted model, not a curated record
CGGUUCCCCAGGCGCAACACCUAGCCUGGCGGGAAGAUCUUCCCUUUGUGGCGGUCGAGCAUAAUCACCUAGCUCCCGCUACAGUGGUGACCCCGACGUGAUUGAAAGCAGCCUUCGUCAUCAUCACACCCGACGUGAUUGAAAGCAGCCUUCGUCAUCAUCACACCCGACGUGAUUGAAGCAGCCAUCGCCAACGUCGUACUCUCCAAUCUUCACCAUCACUCCUCACACCCUCAUUGGUCUCAAGUCAGCAGCAAACAGUCACUCGCAGCAGCAAGCCAUCACUCAUCUUCAAGGGCAUCUACAGGACCAUCGCAGCCGACGCAACGCGCUUCCUGGUUCUGGCACCCGCAACUCUCUACGACUUCAUCAACGCCGACGCACCCUGCAGCCCACGUCUGGACGCGCGCACUCACCGGCGUGGCAGCCAUGUAGGGACCGGUGCCAACAAGUCAUAUUCCGCUCACGACAGUCUCGACUCACCGCAGACUACGAGCUCAACCUACGCAUCCCGACUCACUGGGACAUCGAGUAACAUGGCACGCACGAGAAGCACAGACUGCACAUCAAGACUUCAUCAGACCUUCGGUCUUGGGGAGGAGUAAUGUGGCGACAUCUACCACGCCACAUGCACAACGGCGCAGAUGUAAAAAGCCGACCAAACGCAACUAAUAACAAGGCACACAAGUGAUCCAGGACACUACGGACAGAUGGCACAACGGUCGACUCACUAUGGACAGCUAACAAGCCUAGACCGCGCAGACAGUGCGUUUUCGAUUGGAAGCAUAAAUACAACCUCCGACAUGACACCGUCGGAGCCGUACGGUUCCCCAGGCGCAACACCUAGCCUGGCGGGAAGAUCUUCCCUUUGUGGCGGUCGAGCAUAAUCACCUAGCUCCCGCUACAGUAGUGUAGUUAAUAUAGUGUACUAAAUCUAGAAUUUAAGGUACCUACUUGGAUAUUCCGGGCGAAAUUUGUGGAACUUCCAAUUCUCGUAUGAAAGAUUUAAAAAAAUCCAAGAAUUAUCGAAACGUGAACAAUUCGAGGGAGAAUUUCCCAAGAAUCGGGCUAAUUCAGUAGUCCUGUCUUUUCAUAAUGGCAAGGAAUACAGAAAACAUGGAAGUGUCAUAAGACAAAUUUACUACAGUAGACGUGUGGCAAAAUGCAUACAUUCAACGGUAAAAUAAAUAUAGUGCACUAUAAGUGAACAUUCGACUUCUUCAACCCAAAUUAACGGCGAUUAAACGCUUAACGUAUAGCAUAAUAGUAGACUCCAGAAUGGCAACACAGCUACAAUUUCUUAUGAUGACUUUGACAUUGAUGUUUAGAAGUUAAUAGCUUAGAUUAAGGUUUUCAUCAACAAAACAAAAUAAAUAUUAUUUAAUGAUAAAAUCUCGGUUAUUAUAUUCAUUAAACCAUAAUUUAAUCAAACUCAGAACAUAUACAAUGGAUAGCGCAAGACUAUUAAAUUCUGUGAAGAGUUGUAUACCGUCUUUAGACGCAAACAAACACAAAGGUCAAGCAGGAAGGAUAGGUAUCGUAGGAGGCUCUCUAGAAUAUACAGGAGCUCCAUAUUUUGCUGGGAUAAGUGCUUUAAAAGUUGGUGCUGAUUUGGUGCACAUAUUCUGUACUACGCCAGCAGCAACUGUUAUAAAAUCUUACAGUCCAGAAUUAAUAGUACAUCCUCUGUUGGACAGACCAAAUGCAAUAACAGAGAUAUCUCCAUGGCUUGAUAGACUGCAUGCUAUUGUAAUUGGACCAGGCUUAGGUAGAGAUCCAGACACAUUUAAAGUUGUUACAGACCUUAUAAAGACAAUCAGAGACUGUAAAAUACCUCUUGUCAUAGACGCUGAUGGACUGUUUCUAAUAACUGAAAAUCUUGAUUUAAUAAGAGACUUCUCAUCACCAGUCAUUUUAACACCCAACAAAAUAGAAUUUGAGAGACUGUGUACAAAGACAAAUGGAGCAUCAGGGUUGAACCAAAUAGGCAAAAAUGUACUUGUUUUUAAAAAAGGAGUUUCAGAUGAAAUAUAUAGUGGAAAUCCUGAAAUUCAAUGGAAGUCUGAAAUUGGUGGAUCUGGGCGCAGGUGUGGUGGGCAGGGAGAUAUUUUAUCUGGUUCUAUUGCAACAUUUUUAUAUUGGACAUUGAGUAAUAAUGUAGAAAUUGAUAUAGUUAAAGAUGAUAAACCAAUGGCAGCAGCUUCAUUGUCAUGUUAUGCAGCUUCUCGCCUUGUGAGAUGUUGUAAUGAAAAAUCAUUUAAUACAAAGGGGAGGAGUAUGUUGGCCACAGAUAUGAUUGAAAAUAUUCAUGAAGCAUUUGAAGAACUUUUUCAACAGAAAUAAAUUGCGUAGACAUAUUGGAUGGGUAAUAUAGUAAGAGGCAUCGUGAGACUACAAUAACUUUAACACUGUUUAGUUUAGUGAUGGGAAUAAGGCAAUAGAAUUAAGGAACAAUGUAAUUAAAGAUGUUAGAUAAAUAUUGAUUACAAUAGGCAGUGCAAUUUAGGUCUACUUAAUUCAAACCGAAUAUAUAUGAUACUGAAUAACACACAAAGGAAUAUAAAUAGGUAUUAACACCACUGAGAAUUUUGGUAAAUUUUUACUCAAACUAUUACAAAAUGCACUGCUUAGCUAUUCUGAUCACUGUUAAUUAAGUAAUGUGAAAAUAAAAAAAAUAUCCAAAAAUUA